ACUAGUCCCAUGCAUGGCGCCUCCUCCUCACCCUUCGAUCAACUGCCACGUGGUGUCCGCCGCAAGCAUUCGAGCUUUCAUCAUCAGGGAUGACAUCGAGGAGAUGGGGGGGUGUUUUCUCCAUGCCCUCCCGCCCCAUGACAUUCCAUCGACGGACUCAUCACCGGACCCACGCAUCACUGAGCUUCUCGACGCCUAUGGCGACGUAUUCGAAGCCCCGCACAGAGUAGUACCGAAUCGGCCAAUCCGCCACGAGAUAAUUCUCGAGGCCGGGGCCGUACCUCCGCGUGGUUGCUUCUACCCCAUGAGCGAGGAAGAGUUAAGCAUGCUACUGACACAACUCGACGACCUUCUCGAGAAAGGUUGGAUUCGGUCUAGCUCUUCGCCAUACGGUACCCCCGUUCUCUUCGUCCGGAAGAAGAACAAGGAUUUGAGGUUGUGCAUCGAUUAUCGCAACCUCAACACGCAAACCGUCAAGAACACCGACCCUCUUUCGCGCAUCGACGACCUCCUCAAACGGCUGGGCGGCGCCAAGUUUUUCUCCAAGGUUGACCUGAAAUCGGGAUAUCACCAACUCGAGAUCCGUCAAGAAGACCGCUACAAGACCGCGUUUAAGAUGCGAUAUGGGCAUUUCGAAUGGCUGGUUAUGUCGUUUGGCCUUACGAAUGCCCCUGCCACAUUCCAAGCGGCUAUGACAACGGAGUUUCGACACAUGCUGGAUAUAUUUAUACUCAUCUACCUCGACAACAUCUUGGUGUACAACCGGAUUUUGGACGAGCAUGUGGAGCACCUGCGCACCGUUUUGGAGCGGCUACGACAAGCCAAGUACAAAGCCAACCACGACAAAUGCGAAUUCGCGCGGCAAAAGUUGGGGUACUUGGGACAUUAUGUGACGCCGCAAGGCAUCCGUUCGCUUGCGGAUAAGAUCGAGGUCAUCCGCUGCCAUGUCAGCAACUGUGCCAUGGCAGCAGUGCCACGUCAGCAACAGUGCCACGUCAGCAGUACCACGUCAGCAACAGUCCCCGCCACCAUGACGGUCUCAGUUCUGGGCAUGCCAGGCCAACUGGCCAAUGAGUCCAUUGCCGAGUACCGACAGCRGUUCCARGCUCAGCUCGCACUGAUCGAGGCUGAGGAACAACGUCAGGCGGCAGCAGCUGAAAAGCAGCGACUUCAGGCCGAAGCCGACGCAGAUACCCAAGCACACCGCAAGGCGGCCCAGGAUCUGCUACGGCAGCACGAAGCUACCAGCAUCGAAAAGGUCAAGUUCUGGCAUUUUGAACCAUCCAAGCAGCACGAAGACACAACACCGGAAGAGCAGCACAAGGAGUUCCUUGCCAAACUCGUGACCCGGUUGGUUUACACUUGUAACGACCUGCAGUCCGAGCUGGCAAAUCUCCGACGGGCACUUGAUUCCCGUGUACACGACUUGGAGCAAGUUGCACCAAGACCAGAUGCUGGCGAGUCCAGCAGUGCACCCUCUACCCGCCAAUUGGAGGAACGAGUUGACCACGUAGUCGCAAUGCUCGAUGACAUCAGCACCUUCGCUGCACCAGCCACCAUCAGCAAGCAGCUGGACACCUUGAAGACCGAGGUUCAGCAACUGUACCAGCUGCCCAACAAGGAUGGCAAUACCAAUGUGCAUCACUACAAGAUGUCGACAUUCCGCAUCGAAAAGUUCGAUGAUUAUACGCAUCACGACCCGGUCCCCUGGUGGGAGGGCUUUACGACGGAACUUCGGAUUCUUUUUGUCCCCGAGCACUCGCACAUCGGCGCGCUGUUCCGCCACUCAAAGGGCGGAUGCCAGAUCUGGCUCAGCCACCUGGCAACCAUCCUUGACGUCCAAAUCGCCGAUCUACAUGAGAAGAUCUCUUGGGAAGAGUUGACAAGGCUAUGGAAGAAGCGGUUCAUCGUGGACGACGCCCAGGCGCUCGCCAUCAACCGCCUCUUCAGCAUGGCCCAAGGCAACACGUCGACAUGCGACUGGAUCACGGAAUGGCAAAAGAUCGCGGCAACGCCUGAUCUCAAGUUUCCAUUUUCGCAUCUGCGUUGGGAGUUCUACAACCGGUCAUGUGCCGCCUUGAGCCGUGCACUUGGUGAUAGGAAGCAAUACACGACCUUCGCCGAAAUCAUCGACAAGGCAAGGGAGAUCAUCAAGACCAAUAGGGCGGCUGCACACGAGAAGUCAGCGUGGUAGUCAACCUAUGUGGAGAAAGGAAAAUUUGGUCCACGUUCGCAGCAUGUCGAUGCAGUCCAGCCGAACAACAUUGUGGAAGACCCGACAUC
Molecule: messenger RNA, 2283 nt
Organism: Chara braunii
Lineage: Eukaryota; Viridiplantae; Streptophyta; Charophyceae; Charales; Characeae
Source: the annotation of a GenBank genome assembly